AUGUCUCACUUGGUAUAUCUUCAUAAACAUAUACAUUUAUUUAUCUGCUCUAUAUGUGUAUUUCCUCCUAGGGACAAUCAAACAAGGCAAAUUCAAGAAACUGUUAGCAAUGUGGAGAAGCACUUUGGUGAGCUGUGCCAAAUCUAUGCUGGUUAUGUGCGGAAAACUGCCAGAUUGCGGGACAAGGCAGAUCUCCUAGUGAGAGAGGUUCACGCAUAUGCGGACACUGAAACACCAAACCUUAAACAUGGGUUGAAAUGCUUUGCUGAUGAACUAGCCAAACUUCAGGAUUAUCGGCAAGCAGAGGUUGAGAGACUUGAAGCCAAAGUGGUUGAACCAUUGAAAAGCUAUGGUUCCGUCAUUAAACUUAAAAGGGAGGACCUUAAAGUGACGUUAACUGCUCGGAAUAGAGAAGCAAAGCAAAUGGCUCAGUUGGAGAAAACUCGCCAGAGAAAUCCAUCAGAUCGGCAAAUUAUUUUUAAGGCUGAGACUGAGCUACAGAGGGCUACAAUGGAUGCUGCACGAAUAAGCCGCCAGCUUGAGGAAACGAUUGACAAUUUUGAAAAGCUGAAAAUUAAAGACAUAAAGAAAAUAUUUGGCGAAUUUGUUACUGUUGAAAUGGUGUUCCAUGCGAAAGCUCUGGAGGUACUGACUGCCGCCUUUCAUCAUAUUGAAGAUAUUGAUGAGGAGGAAGAUCUAGAGGUUUUCAGAAGUUCUCUGCACCCACCAGAUUUUCAGUCCCGACUUGAUGUUGUACGUGCCAACUCAAGAGCGGGAUCCAUGAAACAAACGUCCUCUUCCUUAUCGGUGAGAUUUUAA
Staurois parvus is the source of this 819-nucleotide messenger RNA. The record is from the annotation of a GenBank genome assembly. NCBI's taxonomy places the organism in Eukaryota, Metazoa, Chordata, Amphibia, Anura, Ranidae.